This is a messenger RNA of Paramecium primaurelia, 450 nucleotides long. NCBI's taxonomy places the organism in Eukaryota, Ciliophora, Oligohymenophorea, Peniculida, Parameciidae. The record is from the annotation of a GenBank genome assembly.
AUGAAUUAAUAAAGCCUAAUAAAUAAAUGUUCAUUAAUUGACUCUGAUUCAUAUAAUAAUAAAAAAUAUCUUAAUUAAAUGAAAAGAUUUAUGAUCUUAAAAAAUUUUAUGAUAAUUAAGAUCAUUAAUAAAAAUUUUUUGUUGAAAUCGAUUUAUAUAGAUUGGAAUCAUAAAAAAAGAUCUAAAAGAUUCUACUCUACACUUAUCUAUAUUCUAGAAAAAUAAAUCUAUAGAGAAAUUAUGUUAAAUAAUCUUUAAAGUAUUUAAAUUGUUAUUUCUACUAUAGCAAGUUGUGCUUCAUCCUUGAUUGAAUAAUAUAUGGAAGAUAAAUAUGUGUCCUUGUGUAUUAUUGUUGAAGCUCGUAUUUGUUUUGAAUCUUCAACAUUAAUACAACUCUCUAAGCAUAAAAUCAACAAAUUAGUACUCAUUGGAGAUCAUUGCCAACAAUGA